Molecule: messenger RNA, 4951 nt
Organism: Vollenhovia emeryi
Lineage: Eukaryota; Metazoa; Arthropoda; Insecta; Hymenoptera; Formicidae
Product: monocarboxylate transporter 1-like
Exons: 5
Coding region: 1578-3416 (612 amino acids)
Biological process (GO): transmembrane transport; monocarboxylic acid transport
Molecular function (GO): monocarboxylic acid transmembrane transporter activity
Source: RefSeq, a predicted model, not a curated record
ACACUUCUCUUAUUGUGGAUGAAACUUGGAAUGCUGGAAUUCCUCCUUUUGGAUGAUGCAAUUAUCGCACAGUAGGUACUUGAGACAUUUUUCUAUUGGGGUUAAAUAGUGCAAUCUCUUUGUCGAUUCUGUUCUCCUGAUACUCCGUCGACUUUUCAGAAAUCAACGUCUGCAAAGUGGCGGGCGGUAAAACCCACGGUGUCGAAUUAAGUUCUUUGAACUUUUCGAUCGGGGAAUGGAUCCCCGCUCAGUCCUGCUCUGGGUUCCUUGGACUUAAGUUCCGCAUAAUAAUAAUACGUGCGCGCAGGUAGUCUUCGAGGACGGGUGAAGAAGGACGAAGAAGACGAAGAAGAGGAUGAUGAAGAAGAAGAGGAAGAAAGGAGGAGGAGUAUCGCGGGAUAAAAAUAGCACAGUACCGUCGCAAAAUAAAAACUAAUGAUGCGAACCUGCAGAAUGACGAUCCCGAGAGCCAGACUCGCCGCGUGUAAGGAGGCGGGGCAGGAGGAGAGGCACCAAGGAGCAUGCACAGAAGCGGAGGAAAAAGCACGUUGUUUAAAGAGAAGAAUAGGAUUCGCCUUUGGAGGAGGAAGAAGAGCGGCAAAAUUCUGUACUUCAGCUCGGUGUACACGGCGUCUCGAUAAAAUACCGUUGACGAUGCUCAAGAUUUUACAGAGACAGAUGUAAUGAAUUCUCGCGACAUCAUUGUAUAAAGAAGAAUGGAAGACACGGUCUUAAAAUCUUCAAAUCCUCGCGAUACUCGGCGACAAUCUUGUCGAUCAACGUAAAUUAAUAUAACAAUAAUUGUAUAACGAUCUUUCAAUCAAUCAAUCUUUUAUUCACUUUAGCUUACAGCCAGAAAGUGUAUAACGAUCUUUACAUUUGUAAGGAUUAUGCACGAUCGUUUCUUCCUGUUGCUCAUCGCAACGGGACAGGAUUUUAAUUGAGACGCGGAGUCGAGUUUAUCGAUGUAUCUUCGUGGAUCACGCGACGUCCUUGGAAAUCCUUGAAGAUGUGCGUUUCGACGAGCAUUCUCGGGAUCGCGACGUGCGCGAGAUGUUUGCGGUGCCUAAGUCAUCUUUGGGAGCCGCGCCGAGGCAGCGGCGAUGGUGGGAGCUGAGCAAGCGGUGGUUGUGCAUGCGGUGGAAGAAAUCUCCCACCCUCUCGGUGAUCGUGCGCUGGAUCACGCUACCUCGACCUGUCUCCACCUUGUAGUCCCGCCGCGGUGUACCAAGAGCACCUCCGUGUGGUAGCUCAGUUAAAAGUCGGUAUUGCCGACCAGUCGGCCAGCCAGCCAGCCGAUCAGCUAGCCAGCCAGCCAGCCAGCCAGUCAGCCUGCCAGCCAACUCGAAGAAAACAAUCCUUACGUGCACACCGUAACGUGCACAUCGGUGGCGCACAGCCGGUCUUAUAAUGGCGCGGCGCGAUGACCGUUUUGGUACGAUAAAAGUUGAGGGCAGCCUUCGGGUGUUCCUGUGCCGAUGCGAGGAGAGCUGAGGAAAAAAGAAGAGGGAGUGGAACGGGUUCUCCGGUACCAGUGUGCAGUCUAGUCCAAGACACAGGAUGAUAGCAAACGUCCGAUGAGCAUCCUGCUUCCCGUUGCCCUCCUACCAGAGCGGGAUUCGCACGGGGCCUGCGCCGCGGUAGAGAAAACCAUGUCGACGAGGAGGAAGGCGCGGAAGACGAAGAUGAUCCCGCCGGACGGCGGAUGGGGCUGGGUGGUCCUGUUCUCCGCCCUCGUCGUCAACUUUCUCAUCCCCGGCACCGUCAAGUCCUUCGGCGUGCUCUUCGUCGAGUUUCUGCACGUUUUCAAGGCUUCCUCCACCGCGGCCUCCUGGAUGCCGGCGUUAUGCUACUUUCUGUACAGCUCGUUAGGUCCUUUAUCUAGCAUCCUGUCGACCAGGUACUCGUAUAGAACGGUGACCCUCAUCGGCGGCACCUUUGCGGCCAGCGGGAUGAUGCUGAGCUACUUCGCUAAUUCGGUCACUUAUCUUUACGUCAGUUACGGCCUUAUGGUCGGGAUCGGCGCUGGAUUGUCAUUUCCACCGACGGUUUACAUCGUGACGCAAUACUUCGAGAAGCUACGUGGGGUGGCGAACGGCCUGUGCAUCUCCGGUAGCGCGAUCGGCACUAUAGUGCUACCACCGUUACUGCAAUAUCUCCUGGACUGCUUCGGAUACAGAGGGGCUGUACUCAUCAUGGGCGCGAUCACGCUGAACACGUUGGUCUGCGCCCUCCUGUACCAUCCGGUCGAGCAGCACAUGAAAGUCGUGCCCCUGGACGAGGGUAUUGAUAACGAGGCGCUGACCCUCGACGAGCCCGUCGGCGAGAAACCGGAGAGCGAAUCGGCUGAAAAAAUUGGGGAGGACGCGAAACUCGAUGACGAACCGAUACGCAAGUUCUCGGAUCUAUCGCGCAACACGGUGCUGGAGACAAUCACGGAGAAGGCGUCCGGUGGGUCUGAGAAGAAAUUUGAUUAUAAGGCGAACGACACGGUCGUGGGGCUACGGUACAGCGUUGUCAAGGACGAGGACUCGCGGAUGCAGGAAGAGAUCCCGCGGGAGAGUGCGAACGAGUUCCGUAUGACGACUCGUCCGCGCCUCGUUGAGGAAGACGAUUCGAACGCGCAGAAUUUAUCACGGCGAGACAGCGCCGUCGCCGAGAAGGACGGUAGGUCGCAAUUGGACUCCUCGAGGGCCAGGGAGAAUCCGAGGGAAGAUGGGGCGCGUGUCGAGGAGCCCAGACGGAACGAAGCGAGCUCGAAAUCGACGAGGACGGCGGAGAAGCGCGACAAGAAGGCCGAGAAGACGCCCUUCUUCGACCUAAGCGUGCUGAGGGACCCCAUUUACUUAGUGAUCCUCAUCUCCAACUCCACGUCGGCCAUCAGCAACACGAACUUCAUGAUCCUGCUGCCGUCCUACGCCAUCACCGAGGGCUUCGACAAGAACUCGUCGGCCCUGCUCCUGUCCAUCGUCUCGGCGCUGGAUCUGGUCGGCAGGAUCGGCGGCGCGUCCUUGUCCGACAUCGAUUUUAUGCCCAAGUAUUAUUACUUCGUAGGCGGACUCGGCACCAGCGGGAUCGCCCUGGCCCUGUUACCGAUGGCGACCAGCUACACCAUGCUGUCGUUCUUCUGCGGCCUCUUCGGCCUGUCGUCGGGCAUGUACAUCGGCAUCACGACGGUCAUCCUCGCGGACAUGCUGGGAACGGAGAAGCUCAGCUCGUCCUACGGGAUUUCGUUGUUCGUCAACGGCGUGUUGCAGCUGGUCGGGCCGCCCGUUUGUGGCAUCAUCUUCGAGAACGUGCUGUCGUACAAGCCGAUCUUUCUGGCCUUCGGGAUUAUCCUGAUUUUGGGCACCGCGCUCUGGGCGGUGGUACCGCUCAUCAACAGGAACAGUAAAAAGGAUGUGGAAGCGAUAUAGGAUUCGCAUAGGCAACGCGUUCGACCAAGGUUCCUCGGCGAAUCGAUUCAAAAGCGCUCUACGCAAAAGACUUUAUGUAUUACAAUCGCAAAUUAGGUUCUUAGACACUUUUAAACUGUGGAGCAACGAACACUCGAAUCGUUGUAUAUUUCUAGGCGAAUUUGACACUUGUGUUUCUCACGAUAUUUGUGCUCUAGGAAGGAAAUCUGGGAUAGCUCGUACAACUUUUUUUUAAAUAUUAGACGUAAAAUAUCGAGCUUUGUAUCCACGAAUCCAGCACGACCGUGCAUAUAGUUACCUGCGUAGCAGGUAUUUAGCGUUUUUUACGAUUCGUGCCAUUAUUGCUACAUAAGAUACAUAAACCGUCGGGCAACGUAAGGCUUGAAUAAACUGAAUAGCUGUCAUUGGGGAUAGAACAAUUUUGUAAAGAUAAUUUUUGCGAAAUGUCGGUCGACAAGCUGUAGCUUAAGAUGGAAGGAAUAUCUAAGGAGUUCACAAGUAUUCAUUAACAGAAUAGGAGGUAUUGUGUACAUUAGCAAUAAAUUUUGUACCGUCCCGAAAUGUGAAUUUCGUAGAGAAUAUUUUUGCAAUAACAUGAUGUCAAUAUUUUUAUAGCGUUUAUCUUCUAGUUUUUACGCGAGCCUUUUUGGAACGUGCAAACGUCAAGCUGUUACUGCUUGAUUUCGUAGCCUAUUAACAUAAGUUUAUAAUUGUUAAAAAUAAUUUCUACUGCCAGUAACAAAAUAGUAUCAUUGACAAAGAUCUAUGAACUCAUCGAAUAAAAAUUACAAACGUUAGACGACGGCGUAGAUAAGAACAUACGUGUAUGUAUUACAGGAGUUCCGUUAGACGACUUUGUGCCAAAGUGAUCAGGAAUAGUUCGAAUCACAUUCAGUUAGAAACAUUUAGCUAAUUAAAUCAUAUAACGGCAAUGGAUAUUCGAUUAUACUAAAUGUUGAAUAGUCGGAAAUACGUAAUGAUAUAAUAUAAUUAGGUAGUUAAAUCAUGAGGACCAUAACGUAAUUAAUGACACGAUUUAACAGUUCUUAAUAUUCCUUAUGUAUUUGAACGAACGUUUCUUUUUUCUUCUCUCUUUCUUUUUCUAUUAAUUCUUUUUAUCUCCGUAAUCUUAAUUGAAACGACGAGAGAACUGAAAAUAAUUUCAGAAGACUUUUAUUAUCUUCAUAAACAACAUAGAAGAUAUCGAUGCUGUAAUAUACAGGGAAUAUGCAAGAUAAAGAAAUUUUUUAAAUAAAAUUAGUAAUAAAUAGCUUUUUUAUCUGAUUUUAUUGUAGCGUUAGGUUUUUAACUUAGUUCUACGAUUUUUCUGACACAGGUUAUGUGUAUGCGAAUAUGACGAAAAAGAAGGAUAUAUUGAAUGACACCUUUCGUAAUUUUUUUUCUUUGAAUUUGGGUAAUGUUGAGAUUACUUACGUAAAGCUAUAUGCAAAAUAUAUUUCUGUACAUAUCUGUGCGUGUCUUUUGCUCAAUUCUCUUGCUUUGUUGAAGAUACAUAAUCACAAUUUUCGACUGUA